CCUAAUUAACAUUGUGUUAUUUGCUAACUUGGGCUCAGCCAUCGCAGCACUGUCCUUUAUGGCGGCUGUACUUCUGGAGACAUCGCCGUUCUGUAUACUAUGCAAUUAUCUUACAGAAGACUGCUACAAUUUGGCACAUGCCCUUUUUCAGUCCAACUGGAUCGAUGGGGAAAAACGCUAUCAAAAGACACUCAUGUACUUUUUGCAAAAAUUACAGCAGCCGAUAACCUUCAUGGCCAUGAAUGUAUUUCCAAUAUCUGUUGGAACUAACAUAAGUGUCACCAAAUUUUCAUUUUCCGUAUUCACUCUUGUUAAGCAAAUGAACAUAGCUGAAAGACUUUCCAAAUCUGUUGAGAACGACUUAUGAACAUUGUUUGAAUACAAUAUACACAUUGUUAACACGCCUUCUUAGAGAAAGGAGAAGAGGAAAUUAUAAUGGUGCAAAUAAAGUUGUUAAAAUAAA
Molecule: messenger RNA, 463 nt
Organism: Drosophila eugracilis
Lineage: Eukaryota; Metazoa; Arthropoda; Insecta; Diptera; Drosophilidae
Gene: Or42a
Product: odorant receptor 42a
Exons: 2
Coding region: 59-367 (102 amino acids)
Biological process (GO): sensory perception of smell; detection of chemical stimulus involved in sensory perception of smell
Cellular component (GO): plasma membrane
Molecular function (GO): olfactory receptor activity; odorant binding
Source: RefSeq, a predicted model, not a curated record